UUUGAGAAUGUUUCAUCGUGCGACUUAUGUACAUGCAGAAUUUCAUAUAAAAUAUUGAACGUUUGUCGAUUUUAGUUCAAUAAAACUAUAAUGUUCGACUUGUAAAUGAUUUCUUCAAUUCGGAUUAAUAUAUAUUUUACUCGGAUUACAGUGCAUUAUUAAUUUAUGAGUAGUAACAAACAAAAUUAAGUAAAAAUGGAUGUCGAUACGGAUGGGAGAAGAUCUAGAUCACGCAGCAGAUCAGUAGCUUUAGACUCAAAAAUGUCCCAUGAUGGUUCAGUACGAUCAAAGUCAGGCUCAAGAUCUCGCAGUCGGUCAAGAUCACGUUCAAGAUCUCGGUCUAAAUCCUCAUCUCGUUCAAGAAGCAGGUCCGCAGCUUCCUCUCGUUCUCGUUCUGGUUCCCCCAAGUCUGGCAGAUCGAGAAGUGGCUCUCGAUCUAGAAGUGGAUCACCUAAGUCAAUCAGGUCAAGAAGUGGUUCCGCUAGAUCGAGAAGUGGUUCACCAAGGAAAUCAAGAUCUAGAAGUGGUUCGCCUAGGAAAUCAAGAUCUAGAAGUGGUUCACCGAGGAAAUCGAGGUCACGAAGUGGUUCACCGGAUAAAUCGAGAUCUAGAAGUGGUUCACCGAGGAAAUCAAGGUCAAGGAGUGGAUCAGUAAGGAAAUCGAGAUCACGGAGUGGUUCGGCUGCAUCUAAAGCAAGGUCGAGAAGUGGAUCAUUAGCCAAAUCGCGGUCUCGUAGUGGAUCUAGAGCUAAGUCACAUUCCCGAAGUAGAUCACGGGGAAAAUCUAGAUCUAGGUCCAGAAGCCGUUCGAUGAGCGGGUCACCUGCGAGAUCUAGAUUUAGAAGUGGAUCCAUUAGAAAAUCAAGAUCUCGUAGUAGAUCUGCUAAGAAUUCUAAAUCAAGAAGUAGAUCACCUAGAAAAUCUAGAUCUAGAAGUGGCUCGGCAAGAUCUCGUUCUCGGAGUGGUUCGAGAGCGAAGUCUGCCUCAGCAUCGCCUAGAAAAUCGAGAUCGAAAAGUCGGUCUCCAAAAGCAAAUAAAAAGACUUCGCCACGCAAAUCAAGGUCCCGUAGCGGUUCGGCGAAAUCUUCUAAAAGUAAAUCGCCGGAAACAAGAGAAAAAAGUAAGUCUGUCGAAGGAAUGGACGUAGAUGACGAAGAUGGUAAAAAGCGUCACUCGCCUGCCGGUUCCCCGGCGAGACGUUCCCGUUCAAAGUCACGAUCGCGCUCGAGAUCUAGACCAAAAUCAGCUGCGCGUCGGUCCGGCUCCAGGUCCAAGUCCCGCUCGCGCUCCGGUUCCAGGUCCAAGUCCCGGUCCAGGUCUCGCUCGAGGUCCAAGUCGCGCUCGCGCUCGAAGUCGCGUUCCAGAUCCGGAUCUCGAUCGCGUUCCGGUUCUGCCAAAUCCGGAUCGAGAUCCCGCUCGCGCUCCGGCUCCGGCUCCCCGUCCCACCAAGAUGGCAAGCGGAGGCGCGCCGUGCGGCUGCCGUCCGACGACGAGGCCGACGCGGCGCCGAGCGCGCCCGCCGCCGACGCGCGCCCGCCCGCCGACUCCUCCGACGACGAGCUGGCGCCUGACUCCAAGAGCGCGGAGUCGAUGGGCGGCAUGUCGGACUUCGAGGCGAUGCUGGCGCGCAAGCGGGAGGAGCGGCGCGGGCGGCGGCGGCGGCGCGACAUCGACAUCAUCAACGACAACGACGACCUCAUCGCGCAGCUGCUGCAGCAGAUGCGGCAGGCGGCCGACGACGACCGCGAGCUGAACCGCCGCAACCAGCCCGCCGUGCGCAAGGUGUCGCUGCUCAAGCGCGCCAUGUCGCAGCUCAUCAAGCGCGACCUGCAGCUGGCCUUCCUGGAGCACAACGUGCUCAACGUGCUCUGCGACUGGCUGGCGCCGAUGCCCAACCGCGCCCUGCCCUGCCUGCUCAUCCGCGAGAGCGUGCUCAAGCUGCUGAUGGACUUCCCUUCGAUCGACAAGUCUCUGCUGAAGCAGUCCGGUAUCGGAAAAGCGGUGAUGUACCUGUACAAGCAUCCCAAGGAGACGAAGGCGAACAAGGAGCGCGCCGGCCGCCUCAUCUCGGAGUGGGCUCGACCGAUCUUCAACCUCUCUACUGAUUUCAAAGCGAUGACUCGCGAGGAGCGCCAGGCGCGGGACGAGGCCAUGGCGGGCGACCGGCGCCGCGAGGACGCGGGACCGAGCCACAAGCGCGCGCGGGACGACGAGCGGCCGCUGCGGCCGGGCGACCCGGGCUGGGUGUCCCGCGCGCGCGUGCCGGCGCCCUCCAACAAGGACUACGUCGUGCGCCCCAAGUCCACCUGCGAGGUCGACAUGUCGCGCAUGAGCAAGAAGAAGAUGACUCGCUACGAGAAGCAGAUGAAGAAGUUCCUGGACCAGAAGCGAAUGAAAGGCGGCACCAGACGCGCCGUCGAAAUUUCGAUCGAGGGCCGGAAGAUGGCGCUCUAGAGAGAUCGUCCGUGACUGUGUGUCGUCGAUGAAUGUGACUAUUGAAGUUAGGGAUUCCGUGCCGCCCGCUCCGUGUCGGUGUCGGUGCGUGUCGACGUCGGGCGGACGAGUCGGUAUAUUUGUAUGAUGAGCUUAGUACGUCGCACGAGUAUCACGCCGAGUGCUGUCACUCGCGAGGUUUCGUUGUGAUGUUGUGUAAGUUAAUGUAAUUGAAAUAAAGUGGACUGUGACUGCUAA
This is a messenger RNA of Vanessa tameamea, 2691 nucleotides long. RefSeq names its product IWS1-like protein. Gene Ontology annotation, cellular component: nucleus. The record is from RefSeq and is a predicted model, not a curated record. The coding region runs from base 196 to 2454 and encodes 752 amino acids. NCBI's taxonomy places the organism in Eukaryota, Metazoa, Arthropoda, Insecta, Lepidoptera, Nymphalidae. Gene Ontology annotation, biological process: poly(A)+ mRNA export from nucleus. The transcript has 12 exons.